Messenger RNA from Sander lucioperca (pikeperch), 3111 nucleotides. RefSeq names its product centriole, cilia and spindle-associated protein b (gene ccsapb). Gene Ontology annotation, cellular component: cytoskeleton; spindle; ciliary basal body. The transcript has 5 exons. The record is from RefSeq and is a predicted model, not a curated record. Gene Ontology annotation, biological process: regulation of mitotic spindle assembly. Bases 514 to 1371 code for a protein of 285 amino acids. Lineage: Eukaryota; Metazoa; Chordata; Actinopteri; Perciformes; Percidae. Gene Ontology annotation, molecular function: microtubule binding.
GAGAUUUUACUUUUAGGCUAUUUUCUGCGAGCGCUGACAGGCGAUUAUCGGUGCUCCAUGUAAACAUAUGAUUAACAGACAUCUAUAAAUAACACGGACACAUUUGUCAUAAGGAGAAAAUAUGGAGCAACGGGAAAAUGUUUAACCAAUAGCCUAUAUUGACACUAUGUUACGGUGUUAUAGGCUAUGAUACAGUCCAAGUCGACGAUUUAAUACACGCUUAUUUUAAAGCCUUUGAAUACAAAAAUAUCGUAUGUCAGCAAUAGGGUUGUGAUGAUUUGUAGCACAACAGUUUAUAAAGCGUGGAGUGCUUUCCUACAGUGAUUACGGCUAACCUUUAAUUUGGAAUAUUCAACAGUCAUGCCUGGAGCCAAUCACAUGAGGAGAUGUCGCCUACGUCAUCACGUUCAAGGAACGUCUGCUUUUAGCGGCCGAAUUCAAAAUUAAUUCAGCCAAUUUUUUUAUAGUAAAACGCCGAUUGAAUUUACAAAGCGAACAUCCCAGUUUUUCAACAUGGCGAUCAAGAGGAUCCGCUCGGAGUACAUGAAGAAAUUCAAAGACCCCAAAUGGGAGACCUACACUAAGUGUUAUGAGGAGAUGCUGAAGUACAGGCUGACCCGCAGGCUGCUGGAGCAAACACACAACCCCUGGUUCUGGAGUGGCCCCGACAGUGAUUCAGAGUCUGGAGAAAGAAGCCCCCCUCCUCCCAGCAAGAACCAGGUAGGGUCCGAGACCAGCAGAGACAGGAUGGAGGCUGAGCUGGAGGAGUGUGAGGGGGCGAGGGUGGACAGACAGCAGGAGCAGCAGAGCAGAGCCAUGCGGUCGGUACCCAGGCUUCCCCUCCAAGAAGAGGAGAAUGUGUCUGCUCGACAGUCUGCAGUCCAUGGCGCACAGGUUGAAGGUGCCAAAGAGACAGGAGUACUAGAGGAGGAGAGAGAGGAGCAGACUCACAGGGAACAAGACAGAGCGAGAGAAACUGGAGGAUCCCGACUACAGCAAAGUAAACCCUCCAAAUCCUCAAAGCAAACAUGGCGCUCACAGCGGGUCAGACCUGCACCCACACGGCAGCCCGGGGACGACAGUAAGGAGAGCAGACAUCCUUUCGCUCUGUACGCUUCAGGAGAGAAGAAUUCAAACAUGGCAAGCAAGAAGACACACAAUGUUGGCCCUGCAGCUUCGACUACUGAGAUCCAUGAGUCGGCUCUUCGUGCAAAGACCAGGCGGGAGGUGGAGCACCAGAUCCAGACCCAGAGGACCGAGCGCCGGAGAGCCAAGUCUGCCGAUCUGGACAAGGCCAGAAAGUUGGUUCAACCAGAAUUCAACCCCUGGCUCACUGAGUACAUGCGCUCCUUCUCAGCUCGCUCCCGAUAGGACACACACACACACACACACACACACACACACACACACACACACACACACACACACACACACACUCAGCAGAAAUACUUACGUCAGGUGUGAUUCCAGACAAAACAUAAAGCCAUUAUUGCCUUCCACCCCUGAAAUUUAAAUACCCAUAGAGAGUAAAUAGAACAUGGGGUGGAUUGAUUUAUACAAACGAUCCAAAAUUUGUGUCACUCUCAGAUUCAGGGUGUAAACUGAUACAACUUUGAAAUUCACUGUGUGGCUUAUUCCCCCAGAUGUGUACUGUCAUGUUUUUUUUUUGUUUUUUUUAUAAAAAUCUUUUUUUUUAAUACAUACAAUAAGAAUCAUUUUACAGGGUAUAAGAUACUCUUGAAAGUAAAUUUAUAAUAAAUAGAUUCAUCCACCACAUACACAUAUUUUGAUUAGAAUGAAGAAGCAUUUUACAGCCAUACUUUGAUGCAGUCCCUUUAAACAGGCUAUAUAAAAUGUGUCCAUGUUUUUGAUACAGGGAUAUCAAACCACAGUGGAUUCACACAGGAGUUAUGAAAACACAUGGCAGCAUGUCUGAUUAGAUCCAGCCACAUUUUUAAAAACACAUGAAAUGUGAGACCACAAAUGUGAAGAAUAUACAUACACUUAUUGUAUACACAUAUUAACAAAACCAAACAGUCAAAAUGUUUGUAUUCCACAAAGUUCUGCUAAGCACAGCAAGAUGGCUUAACCAACUGGAAGUUUGUCUUAAAUGUAUGCAGCUUUACAGUACAAAGUAUUGAUUGUCUUACAGAAAUAGCUCUGUCUGUUUGUUUAAGAUUUUUACAGCUUUUGAUUUUCAGAUCACUUAGCGCUGUGAACUGGUUCUCGUAGAUUUAAGUAAAAUCACAGUUGUGUGAUGUGGCACAUUUUCCACACGAGGGCUCGGAUGAACAGACAGACACCGACUGGCAAGUGAACAGACGUUUAUUUCAACACCAAAGUACUUCUCACAAAAAAAAGUUGCGGUACAGGUUUGUCCGUCAAAUGUCCAACAUUUAAGGCAAAUACUCACCGGUGCGUCAACCUUCCUUCAGCCACUGCAGCUGAUGCCCAGCCACACCCACCCUGCCACAGUGUUAUCUUGAAAUAGUUUGAUAACAACAUUUGUGUUUGUUCUUUAGUUGUGUUAAUGUGCGUGUACAGUAAUCAACUGACCUGGUGACAUCGCAGUGUGAAAAUAGAUGUGUGUGUGUGUGACUUUUAAAGCCAUUGGAUGACUGUGAAAUGUGUUUCUGUUAAACAUUCACUGGCCAUGGGACUCUUUCCACCAUAACAAUGUAACAUUAAUGAUGACAUACAGCUAAUUUAGAUUCUUUUGUUGAGGUCAAAUUUAUUUAUCAUUACUCUUACUGAAUAUGCUGUAGAACCAAAAGAGGAACCAUAACAACAAUGGACAUUAAGCUGACGCCUCAAUGAAAUACAUGAGUACAUAUUGCUGAUUUACUGCUUACUUGUUAAAGUAGCGUACGCUCUGAAGCAGGACCAAAUCAAUAUGCACUUUGAUAAUUAGUCACCUUUUUGAAAUAAUAUUUGACCAGAAUACCUGGCAACCGAUUUAGGUUUUCAUGUAAUUUUUUUAUUUUAUGAAUCUCUGUAUAUUUGUUUGUAUGUGUGUAGUCAUUGUUAUUUGUAAUUAUCCAAACCAAGAUAAAUCAGAUCCCUCUUGGUUUCCUUGUGUCAGUUAUCAUGAUAAAAUCAUCUCUGUGCCAU